AUGUUUAAAUUGGCAAAGCAUUCCGUUCGCUCCAUUAAAGAAGUGCAACACAAAUCUUCCUUGUUGCUUGCAACAUCCCUGAAGAACAGUGUCCAAAUUACUUCUAGAACAAUAGGAUCAUCAUAUUACAACUAUUCAACACAAUCCAAUCAACUUUUAAAUUCACAUGUCUACAAAACCAAUAAUUGUGAUAAGGAACGACAUAUUCUGGAUAGAAGAAAUUUGUCUCCGAAUGAACAAAUCAUGUUGACUCCCUCUCUGAAAAAGUAUGGCAAUGGUUUGGUGUUUAGAGUUGCGCAUAUUAAAAUUGAAAAGGCUUUUAAUUUUGAUGGAGUAUUGAGAAGGGCUGUUGAUAGAGUUCAAAAGGGACAGCCUCUAUUGAGAAGUAGAAUUAUUAGAAAUCCAAAGGGUUCAAAACUGGCUUUUUCUUUUGAAUUGAUGGAUGAUCAAUAUCUUCCUCUCAUUCCAAUUGUUAAUUUAGAGGGAGAAAUGAAAGAGUUUGAGAAGAAUGAAAAUCCAAUGCAGGAAUAUAUUGAACAGGUACUCACACAAAAGAGUUACGAUUUGGAGAAGGAUUUUCAAUUGGAAUUGUAUUAUUAUAUGAAUGGAAAUGAUUUGUAUUUGAUUGUGAGAUAUAAUCAUAGUAUAGGAGACGGAAUUUCAAUUUCCAAUUUUAUAGGACAAGUAUUGAGAGAAUGUGAAAAUGUGAGUAUGGAAAGAGAAACAGAACAAGUGGAAAUUAAGAAACUACUUGCAUCUACUGAUGAAAUAAUAAUGGAUUCAAGAUUAAACUCAUUCUCAGCCAAGUGGAAAUCUUUGAAAUAUGCCUUUCCAUUUAUCAAGGAGAUGAUAUUCAACAAACCUAACCAAUAUUUAAUCCAAUUCGAUAGGAGACACGAGCACAAGACAGUUAGCAUGGUGAAGUUAGAAUUUGAAGGGGACACUCUAAAGCACUUUAGAAAUUUUACCAAACAACAUGGCGUCUCAAUUAAUUCAUGCCUUAUUCCAUUACUUUCACUCGCCUAUUUGAAAGCUGCUAGAGAGCAUGACAAAAAUCCAUUGCAUCCAAAUAGUUGUGUUAGAGUGGGUUAUCCAACUGGAUUAAGCAAAAUUCCUCACCUUUCUCAAGUUCUGGAUGGAAACACUCUUUCCUUACAUGUGGGUGUUUUCAUUGAGGAUUUAAAAUUCGAUUCCUGUUAUGAUGUGAAGAAAACCAUCGUCAGUCAUGCAAAACAAAUUCUCUCUAAUCACGCAGCCAAUUUUGAAAACCAAUUUAUUUUGACAAAUGUUCUUCAAUCUCCUCUCACUAGAGAAACAGCCAUGGCCAAAACAUUAGAAAAUAAUGAUGUUUUCCUUGCUGGACUACCUGUUAACUUUAUAGUGACGAAUAAUGGUCAACUUGAUUCUGUGAAAAGAAGUUAUCAACUUUCUUCUACCCCAUUGACUAUUCACUCCAUGUACACAAUUGCAAACACAUCAGCAUUGGCUGGAUGCUUAGCAUGUGGCGCUCUCACACUCCCUCCUAAUGAGAAACACUCUGCCAAGCUCAUUAUUUCUCUUUCUUGCAUGGAACCAAUCAUAUCAAGAGAUGCUCUUCAUUCCAUUCAACGAAAUCUCCAAGAAUUAUUUGAAACACUAUUCACAUUUUCUGACUAG
Molecule: messenger RNA, 1656 nt
Organism: Naegleria gruberi
Lineage: Eukaryota; Heterolobosea; Eutetramitea; Acrasida; Naegleriidae
Exons: 1
Coding region: 1-1656 (551 amino acids)
Molecular function (GO): catalytic activity
Source: RefSeq, a predicted model, not a curated record